This is a messenger RNA of [Candida] anglica, 1635 nucleotides long. NCBI's taxonomy places the organism in Eukaryota, Fungi, Ascomycota, Pichiomycetes, Serinales, Debaryomycetaceae. The record is from the annotation of a GenBank genome assembly.
CAGUCUCCCACGCCUCAUAUUACAUAUGUACGCACAAAUUAGGGAAUUAAACCGAGGUACCGAAAUCUCCUGAGCCGAGAGCCUGCACACGAUCACGAUUGAUGCCGAUGAUGUGUACCAUAUACCCAUUGAAAUCAUGAAAAUUGAAGAGCCUUUGUAAAGAUAGAGCUUUGAAGUUGAAGAUAAAGAUGUUUUGGUCUAAAGUUGAAAAUACUGUACCUAUUAAUCCUGCCACGUUCACUAAAGUUGGAGACUCAGGUGAACAAAAGACCUUGGCACAAAUCGUUCAAGAUGCUUCUCCGCUGCUUGCUGAUGGAUAUUCAUUCUUUGUGAACCCAUUACUUGCCGGUGGACAUCUUCAGACGGCGUAUACUGGGACACGCAAGUUUGGUGACGUUGAUCUUGUUAGAUAUGGAAGAAGAUUACUUCAUAUUGACCCAGAGGACCAUGGGUAUGUGGUUGAAGGUGAAAAAUUAAAGUAUGAUCUGUAUGCUGGAGAGAGUACUAUCACUGUAGAUUAUGUUUUGAAUAACCAACCAAAGGCAACUGCCUCUGCUUCCCAGGGAGCUGUCAAGAUUCCAUCCUCUCAAGAUGGAACCUUGUUACCUCCAAGAACGACAUAUAUCUCGCAAAGUGAUGAAGAUAAAAUUCUUUCAGACCAAUCUAGACCUCUUUUAAUUGCGUUACAUGGGCUUUCUGGAGGCUCUUAUGAGGCGUAUGUGCGGUCACUUUUGCAUGAGAUUACUGGUCCGGAAUUUGACUUUGAUGCAGUGGUGGUUAAUUCAAGAGGUUGUGCUGGUCAUACACCAACCACUCCACAACUUUUCAAUGGGCUCUGGACAAAUGAUGUGCGGUAUUAUGUCAAUGAAGUCAUCACGAAAAAGUACCCAGAUAAGAAGAUCUAUCUUAUUGGAUUUUCUCUUGGUGGUGCCAUUUUGGGGAAUUUCCUUGCUCAAGAAAGUGACCAUGUACACCCCAACAUUUGUGGUGCAGCCAUUAUGGGAUCUCCAUGGGAUUUUGUAGAUUCAUGUGUUCAACUUGAAGCUAGUUGGAUCGGCUCACGUGUAUACUCGCCAGUGAUGUCUCAAAACCUUCAAAAGCUUUUAUUGAACCAUAAAGAUGUUUUAUCUGAUAAUCCUUUGGUUUCACUGUUUGUAGAAAACCCGAAAAAUUUUGAUGUUCCAAAGUUGAAGGACUUUGAUGAUACUUUUACCUCCAAAUUCUUUGGAUUUAAUUGUGCUUCUGAAUAUUAUCGUCGUGCUUCACCAAUCCAAAGAUUAUUGAAAAUUCGAGUUCCUACGGUGAUUGUAUCAUCAUUAGAUGAUCCAAUUGCUGGUAAUACUUCUUUGCCAUAUAGUGAAGUGCAACUCAACCCGUACACCAUGUUUGUGACGACUACAAUUGGUGGACAUUUAGGAUGGUUUACCAGUCUGAGUACCCGUUGGUACCCAAAGCCAAUAUCUCAAUUAUUCAAAGAACUUCAUAAGAAUUGGACUGUUAAUAAAGUGGAUGAAGAACAUAUUCCUUCCCAUGAGAAUACAAUUUGGCGUCAUGAUAGACUUAUAUUGUAAAAAUAGAUUAAUAAAAUAGAAGGAUAUAUAAUAUUAGAAUAACUUUAAUACUAGAGAAUAAUAC